AUGGGUGGUAAGAUAGAUCGGGGCGUGAACAAGAACGGUGGUCCACCUGUUUUCCGGAUCAAUGGCCAGAACUUCCAUUACAUUGGUAGUCUCCUGCCGGUAGACGGGAAAAGACCACAUUUUGCACAGUUGUAUAUAUAUGAUACUAAUAAUGAACUGAGUAAUCGUAUCAAUUCUGUGAGGCAAGAUGGUGACCAAAAUGGCAUCCAUGUUGAGAUUGUGAAUGAUAUCCAACAAGUUUUGGGUACCAGUAAUGUAUUAGUCAAGUCAUUCCACAUGGCACGAUCUGAGCUGCAAAAGAAUCCGCUUGCUGAGGUUUCGGAAGUUGCAGCCUUAAUUGUGGGUGACAUUGAUACAAAUAUUGGAGAACGUGACAUUAUGGUCGAAACCAAGAGCGGCCUAUUGCAACGAAUUAGUGAGUUGAAUCCAGCAUACCUCCCAAUGCAAUACCCUUUACUCUUUCCGUAUGGUGAGGACGGAUACAGGGAAGACAUUCCCUUCUCUACAUUAAAAGGAAACACAAGUGCUGGCCGUCAAAGGAUAAGUCCUCGAGAAUAUUUUGCAUACCGUAUACAGUCAAGGUUAUCUGAGGACGCUAUGGCUAUAUGUAGAUUGGUUGGAUAUCCAGAUCUGUUUAUCACAUUCACCUGCAACCCCAAGUGGCCCGAGGUACAACGCUUCUUGAAGGAUCGAAAGUUAAAAGCUGAAGAUCGUCCUGACAUAAUAUGUAGAUUAUUCAAAAUGAAAUUGGAUGCUCUAAUCUCAGAUUUUCGGAAGAACAAGUUAUUUGGGCCAGUGAUGGGAGUUAUAUAUACCAUAGAGUUUCAAAAAAGAGGUUUGCCGCAUGCUCAUAUCCUGUUGUUUCUUGAUAAAGUCAAUGGACAUCAUAAUGUUGACAAUUUGGACAACAUUAUUUCCGCUGAGCUGCCUGAUCAAGAAGCUGACGCAGAAUACUUCAAAGCAGUUGAGGAGUUUAUGAUGCAUGGACCUUGUGGGAAAGCCAGAUUCAGAUCUCCCUGUAUGGCAAAUGGUAAAUGUACUAAACAUUUUCCCAAAAAGUUUGUUAAUUGCUCAACUUUUGAUGAGGAUGGCUAUCCUAUAUAUCGGAGAAGAGACAAUGGUCGUUCUGUGACGCGCAAUGGGAUUGACUUGGAUAAUAGGUACGUGGUACCACACAAUAGACAUUUGUUGUUAAAGUAUAGGGCUCAUAUUAAUGUUGAAUGGUGUAAUCAGUCCCGUUCAAUCAAAUACCUAUUCAAGUACGUGAACAAGGGUCAUGACAGGGUAACAGCAGAGUUUUACAGAACCAGCAAUGAUCAAGAUGGUGCACAAGUUCUGGAUGAAAUUAGUAUGUACUAUGAUUGUAGGUACAUAUCUCCGUGUGAAGCAUCGUGGCGGUUGUUCGGUUUUGAUAUACAGUUUAGGACACCAUCAGUGGAACGAUUAAGCUUUCACUUGCCGAACCAACAAAGUGUUGUUUUCGCAGAUGAUGACCCCGUUGAUAACAUACUCAGUCGGCCAACAAUCUUGCAAAGCAUGUUCCUAGAAUGGUUCGAGGCAAAUAAAAACUUCCCAGAAGCAAGAAAGUUGACAUAUGCUGAAAUGCCAACAAAGUUUGUGUGGAAGAAAGAUAUUCGAAAAUGGCAGCCUAGAAAAAGAGGAUUCUCUAUCGGUAGAGUUUUCUAUGUGCCUCCUGGAUCAGGGGAAAUCUUUUAUUUAAGGUGUCUGUUGAAUAAGGUCAAAGGUCCGACAAGUUAUUUAGAUAUAAAAACAGUGGAUGGUGUCCAAUAUGAUUCUUUUAGGGAUGCGUGUUGUGCAAGAGGAUUAGUAGAUGCUGACAGGGAGUAUGUUUAUGCUAUAGAAGAAGCAAGUCAUUGGGCCACAGCUGUGAAUCUUAGAAGAUUAUUUGUCACUCUCUUGAUGACUAACUCAAUAGCAAAACCAGAGGUGGUUUGGGAGGCUGCGUGGAUUCAUUUGUCAGAUGAUGCACAAUUCAAGAUUAGAGAACAAUUGGGAAAGCCAGAUUGGAUUAUAUCUGAAGAUGAGAAGAAGAAUUUUGCACUUACGGAGAUUGAAAUAAUGCUUUCAGCUAUGGGAAAAAGUUUGAAAGACUUUCCGGGGAUGCCGAUAGCCGAUGUAGUUAAUCACUGCAGAACAAUCAAUCGGUUGAUACAGGAGGAAUUGGCAUAUGAUGCUACUGCAAUGAAGGAAGAGAAUGAUGCUUUGGUGGAUAAACUAACUGAAGAGCAAAGAACAAUAUAUGACAAUGUUUUGAAAGAUGCUGAGAAUAAUCUUGGAGGACUAUUUUUUGUUUAUGGAUAUGGGGGAACGGGUAAAACAUUCUUGUGGAGAGCAUUAUCUUCUGCUAUAAGGUCAAAGGGUGAGAUAGUACUGAAUGUUGCAUCAAGUGGCAUAGCUUCCCUUCUAUUACCAGGUGGUAGGACUGCACAUUCAAGGUUUGCCAUUCCGAUCGCUGUUAAUGAAGAUUCAACCUGCAAUAUCAGCCAAAACAGUCCUUUGGCACACUUGAUCGUGCAAAGCAGGUUGAUCAUUUGGGAUGAGGCUCCAAUGAUGCAUAAAUUCUGUUUUGAAGCGUUGGACCGAUCUAUGAGAGAUAUAAUGCGUGUCAAAAAUCAUAACAGCUUCGAUAUGCCUUUUGGUGGAAAAACAGUGGUGUUAGGUGGAGAUUUCAGACAAAUUCUACCAGUCAUUCCAAAGGGCACCAGACAAGAUAUUGUGCGAGCAACUAUAAAUUCAUCCUAUCUUUGGAGAAGCUGUAAAGUUUUUAGGUUAACAAAAAAUCUAAGGCUUAGAUCUUUGAGAUCAGAUAGUGAAGUUCAAGAGAUUGCUGAUUUUGCAAAGUGGAUUGCUAAUAUAGGUGAUGGAACCAUUGGUGAUUCAAUGGAUGGAGAAUCUGAGAUACAGAUUCCCGAUCAAUUUUUGCUCAGUUGUGGAGAGGAUCCUAUUGCUACAAUUGUUGAUAGCACUUUCCCUAUGUUUCGCAGUGGCCACAGAGAUAAUGAGUACCUAAAAGAUCGUGCCAUACUUGCACCUACUUUGGAUGUUGUAGAUACAGUCAACGAAUACAUGAAUGACUAUAACAAUGCUGAAGGAAGGACCUAUAUCAGUUGUGACUCCGUAUGCAAAUCUGAUUCUAAUGUUGACAUGCUGGCGGACCUGCACACACCGGAGUUUUUAAAUGGAUUACGAUGUUCGGGAGUUCCAAAUCACUCAUUGACUCUCAAAGUUGGCUCGCCAGUGAUGCUGUUAAGAAAUAUUGAUCACUCACUGGGGUUGUGCAAUGGGACAAGGAUGAUUAUUUCAAAGUUAGCAGAUCAUGUUUUAGAAGCUAAAAUACUCUCCGGAUCAAGUGCUGGUACGAAGUUACUUUUGACAAUAAGAUGUCUUCUUGGUUCAACUUUGCUUGAAAACUUUGCUCUUUAG
Ipomoea nil (Japanese morning glory) is the source of this 3444-nucleotide messenger RNA. RefSeq lists its product as uncharacterized. The transcript is spliced from 7 exons. NCBI's taxonomy places the organism in Eukaryota, Viridiplantae, Streptophyta, Magnoliopsida, Solanales, Convolvulaceae. The coding region runs from base 1 to 3444 and encodes 1147 amino acids. The record is from RefSeq and is a predicted model, not a curated record. Gene Ontology annotation, molecular function: DNA helicase activity. Gene Ontology annotation, biological process: DNA repair; telomere maintenance.